Messenger RNA from Macrosiphum euphorbiae (potato aphid), 1041 nucleotides. The record is from the annotation of a GenBank genome assembly. NCBI's taxonomy places the organism in Eukaryota, Metazoa, Arthropoda, Insecta, Hemiptera, Aphididae.
AUGGAGAAUAAACAAGUGGUUUUUUUCCCUAAAACUUUGUUAGGGAUGAGUGAAAUAACGGUUGAAUUACUAGGAUUCAUCAAGCUUAUGAAAAACGUCAGGUAUUAUUUUGUACUUCCGAAUUAUAUUAAAAACACCAGAAAAGGAUGUAAAGUGAAGACAAUUGGGCACUUUACCAGAACUGAUUGUCGGGCCUGUUUCAAACGCAGAGUCACUAAUAUUUUGUGCAUAACUGAAAUCAAUGGGAAUUUGAACGCCAGUUUGUUGCCAGGACAACUUGACAAUUUUGUAUUGGUUAUGUAUGAUCCUUCAAGGUUGUACGACUAUGGGACACUAUUCAAAUAUGAAGGUGAUUCACAGAAAUUUAUUUGUUUCAUAAUGCUGUCAAAUUGGCUAGCUAGUACAGAAAAUGUACAAAAGCAGUGUCAUCUAUCAGAAGUUGUCAUAUUUCAGAGAUUUACCAAAUAUUUGUUGAUUAUACUUAAUGUGCUUAUAAACAGCCUUGAAACAAAGAUUGUACAAUUUACAAUAUUACGACUGACAUUAUUUAAACACAUAUUGGGUGUAAUGAAAAACUAUGUGUGGCUAGUAGACAAUCUCAUACAUAAUAAACAUAUUUUAUCAAGAGCAAAAUCAAUCAAUUAUUUGAUGUCAUGUAUUUGUGAUGCAGUUUUUGGAAUAAUAAUUCUAUAUAUACUCAAUACUACAUUUACUUCGUCAAACGAAUUAUUUUCCUACAUUUCAAGCAUUUCUCAUCAAGUUAUUAAAGUGCUACAGGGUACAUUGCAAUGGCUUAUGGGCAGUCCAGCAGGGUUAAAACUCAAUGAUCCUCUGAACAGUUUACUUGGAACAUGUUUUCUUUAUUUAGUCAAUCUUUGGUGGUCUUUUUUAGUAUUAUGUCGGCCAUUUUUGGAGUUGACGUUUCAAGUUUAUGUUUUCAUUGGUAUUUUUGGAUUAUCUUACCAAAUAGCAAUCUUAGAAGAUGUAUUGGCGAUUGUCAGUUUUCACGUUUACUGCAUUUAUGUAUACGCAGCAUGGUGA